Molecule: messenger RNA, 819 nt
Organism: Pedinophyceae sp. YPF-701
Lineage: Eukaryota; Viridiplantae; Chlorophyta; Pedinophyceae
Source: the annotation of a GenBank genome assembly
AUGGCGUUGGCCGGCGCGCUAGGGUACCUUGGUCGCAGCGUGAGGGACAAGCUGCGCGCAACGCUGGGCGGGGACGACGCGGACGUGCUCCUCGUGACGGCGCACCCCGACGACGAGUGCAUGUUCUUUACUCCGACGAUACGCACGCUCGUGGAGCGGACGGGCGCGGCGGGCGGUGGCCCUGAGAGCGCUGGGGAUGGGUGCGGGGUGGCUUUGCUGUGUCUGUCGAACGGCGAUGCGGCGGGGCUGGGCGCAGUGCGCGAGAAGGAGCUGUUGGAGGCGGCGGAGGGCCUCGGUGUCCCGCGGGACGACGUGACGGUCCUGAACGACGAGCGUUUGCAGGAUGGGAUGCGGACUACCUGGCCGGCGAAAGCGGUGUGCGGCGCCGUGAGGCGCGAGGUCGAGCGGCUCAGGUCGAAGCCUCUCCGACGGAAGCGAAGGCUCUGUACCAUAAUCACCUUUGACGCGGGCGGGGUGUCUGGGCACCCCAACCACAGGGCGUGCUGGGAGGGCGUCAGCGAGCUCAUGCGCGACACCGCGUUCUGCAGGAAACACAACAUUCGGGCCUGGACGCUGCGCUCGGAACCACUCUUCCUCAAAUACCUAGGACCGUUCGGCGCUGCGGCGCGGUACCUGCAGCACGCGUACCGCCCGCGGCUGUCCGCCGCCGCGGUGUGCGGCCUCGGCGGCGUGAGCGCGGCGGCCUGGGCCAUGCGCGCACACGAGUCGCAGAUGGUGUGGUUCCGGCACUUCUACCUCGCGUUCACGACUUAUACCAUGGUCAACAUACUGGACCCGCUGGUCGCGAUGCCGACAUAG